Molecule: messenger RNA, 3093 nt
Organism: Aspergillus saccharolyticus JOP 1030-1
Lineage: Eukaryota; Fungi; Ascomycota; Eurotiomycetes; Eurotiales; Aspergillaceae
Exons: 4
Coding region: 1-3093 (1030 amino acids)
Biological process (GO): nucleoside metabolic process
Molecular function (GO): catalytic activity; protein binding
Source: RefSeq, a predicted model, not a curated record
AUGGAUAGCGCUGCACAAGCUAUUAUUUUGGCUUUGCUACUUGGUUUGGGGUUUGUUAUAGUUCGCUCGGGUGGAAGGUGGAGAUACCUCUUCCUCCCAGAGACACCACCUGGAAGCACCAGAACGAGCUCUCUCAAGGAAGAUGUCGACCAAACCUUCACUUUGCAGUCUUCUCUCCUUCCCGCAAGUUCUGUUACUUCGAUCACAGAGCAGAAUCCCCUCCACCCUUCUUUCAACCAGACUCCUGGGACAACGCCCGGAAGCAUCAGAAAUGGCCCUCCCGAGAACAAGAAAAAUACAGAUUACACUAUCGGCUGGAUCUGCGCCAUAUUAACCGAAUACGUGGCAGCUCAAGAAUUUCUGGAUGAAGAGCAUGAGGGACCAGAGUUUAUAUCGCCCGGCGAUACAAAUCAUUACACACUGGGCAGAAUUAAGGAUCAUAAUGUUGUAAUCGCUGUCUUACCUGAUGGCGAAUACGGAACCGCUGCCGCGGCUAUAGUAGCCACAAAUAUGCAGCACAGCUUCCCCAACGUUCGGAUUGGAUUAAUGGUUGGCAUCGGUGGCGGUGUCCCAAGCAAGAGGCAUGAUAUUCGCCUGGGCGAUGUUGUGGUCAGUGCACCCCAGGACGGUAAAGGUGGUGUGUUCCAGUAUGAUUUUGGCAAGACAAUACAGGGUCGCUCCUUCCAAUACACACGGUUUCUUAAUCAGCCUCCUACAGCUCUCCGCACUGCGCUGACAGGACUACAAGCGCGAUACAAGAGAAGGGGUCACCAUAUUGAGAGCACAAUUAACGGCAUUCUUGACCGGAACCCAGGGCUUCAACAAGACUAUGCGCGGCCGGCGGGGAACGCUGAUACUCUAUUCAAAGCUGAAGUGAUCCAUGAUCCAAAAGGUUGUGCAGAAUUCUGUGCUAGUAUUCCAUCAAAUAUCCUCAAGCGGCCCGCGCGAACUACGAACGAACCAAGCCCGGCGAUCCACUAUGGGCUCAUCGCUUCUGCAAACCAAGUUAUGAAGGAUGCAUUGAUGCGCGAUCACCUGGCAGCUGAGAAUGAUAUCCUCUGUUUUGAAAUGGAGGCAGCAGGGUUGAUGAAUCAGUUCCCUUGUAUUGUCAUUCGCGGCAUAUGUGACUAUUCGGACUCCCAUAAGAAUAAGGAGUGGCAAGGCUUUGCAGCGAUGACAGCGGCUGCGUAUGCAAAAGAUAUGAUCUGCGAGAUUCGUCCAAGCUUGGUUGAGGCUGAGAAGAAGCUCGGUGAAAUUCUACUUGACCUCCACGACACUGCCAAAGAGAACCAGGACAUAGCAAAGAAGCAGCUCAAAGCCCAGAAUGAUUUCGCCAAAGAAAGGUUCUCCGACAAAGAAGAAAAAUGUCACCAGCUGUUCCGCCUCACUAGUGAUAGUGAGAGUGAUGCCACUUAUGAGUGGUAUAAGAAUCGAAUAGAGGAGAAGGUUGACAACACAUGCAUAUGGUUCCUGCGGCACAAAAAAUUCCAGGAGUGGCUCCAAGCUGAGUCUGCGCCCCUGCUAGUCUCAGCGGAUCCUGGCUGUGGAAAGUCAGUACUGGCCCGGUACCUGGUUGACAUUUACCUUCCACGGUCUGCCACAAUCUGCUACUUCUUCUUCAAAGACAAAGUCCAGAACAAAGUCCGACAAGCACUUUGCGCGCUACUUCAUCAACUUUUCUCUCAGAAACCGUCUCUGAUUAAAUAUGCCAUGCAGGAGUACCGCAAGGAUGGGACGGCUCUGGUCAACUCGACAGAAUCGCUGUGGAAGGUUCUACGGAACGCGAUUGGAGAUCUUGAGUCAGGAACAAUAAUCAUAGUCCUCGAUGCCUUAGACGAAUGCAGUGAGUCGGACCUUCCAGACCUAGUGCGGAACGUGGAGGAUCAAUUCCGUGGCGGCCAGGGCAAGCUAAAAUAUCUCCUAACAUGCCGUCCAUAUGAGUCGAUUGUAUCUAGAUUCAGCAACUUAUUGCACACCUUUCCGAAUAUCCGUAUACCAGGAGAGGAAGAGUCGGAAAUAAUUAGUUAUGAGGUGAAUCAUGUCAUCGCGCAUAAGAUCAAUCAGCUGUCGCAGAAGAAGAAUCUCUCAUCUGAAGUUAGGGAGAAACUGGAUGAAGAGCUACGGAAGACUCCCCACCGCACUUAUCUCUGGGUAUACCUUGUCUUCAACUACUUGGAAGAAGAAGACUUCAAAAAAACAGCGAAAGGGGCUGAGUCUGCCUUGAAGAAACUUCCACGAAGUGUUAAUGCGGCAUAUGAGCAGAUCCUUAAUAAGUCUAAGGACUACUUAAUAGUUCGAAAGGUCUUGAGUAUUAUCUUGGCCGCGAGUCGACCGCUAACACUUCUGGAGAUGAAUAUUGCUGUGAAUGUAGACGAGACAUUGCAUUCUGUGGAUGAUCUUGAUUUGGAGAGUGAAGGUGACUUCAAAUCACGCCUUAGAACAUUAUGUGGAUUGUUUAUCACAAUAUACCAGGGCAGAAUUCAUUUUCUCCACCAAACGGCUCGCGAGUUUCUUCUGGCAGACUUGGUAUCAUCCAGUACUACUCCAUUAGAGCAAGGCUGGUAUCACUCCAUUGCUAUUACUCAGGCACAUGAGGUACUUGCAACUGUCUGUGUGCGCUACCUCGACUGCUUAAAUUGCGACAGAACCAUUUUAGCAAACACAGAUGGAGAUAAUAGCAACAUUGCUGGUAGUCACGACUUCCUACAUUACUCAGCCGAAACCUGGACUACUCACUUCCGCGAGGCCAAUAUCAUUCCUACGGCUGCCAUACUACCCUCUGCCCUUAGAAUUUGUGACGCAGGUUCAAGAAGCUAUGCAGUAUGGUUUAGCAUCUUCUUAGAAACUACAUAUUUAGAAGACAGCGAGGGUUUUUCGAAUCUUAUGCUAGCAUCGUACUGCGGGCAUUAUGCAAUCGCCAAGAUACUUCUUGAACAGGGUUCGGAUGUGGAUUCCAAGAACACUUGGUAUGGCAAAACACCUCUAUCAUGGGCGGCAGAAAAUGGACACAAGGAGGUUGUUCAGCUUCUUAUUCAGACAGGAAAGCUGCUGCUUCGUUAUCGGGCGGUCACCUUCCCAAUCAUACCCAGUUGA